AUGCCGAAAGAAACUUCUUCCAAAAGUCAAGACCCAAUUUUCACAUUGGACCAGUUUCCGGACUUGCCUUCAAAGUACAAGCUUCAGCAAGUACUAGGCGAAGGGGCGUUUUCUUCAGUCUAUCAAGGCAAGAACUUGGAGACUGAUGAGACCGUUGCCAUCAAGAUCAUAAACAAGUUGAAUUUAACCCAAAAACAGUUGGCCAAUAUCCAUAAUGAAAUCCAUGUUAUGAACACGCUUGCUAACGCUGGAUCCCACCAGAACACACUUAGGUUGAUUGAAUCUUUCGAUACUCCCGAUAACUGCUUCCUUAUUAUCGAGUAUUGUGAUGGUGGAGAAAUCUUCAACAAGAUUAUCGAGUACACAUACUUCUCGGAGCAGUUAGCCAAACAUGUGUUCUUGCAGUUACUCGAUGCCAUCCAUUUCUUGCAUCAGCACAAUGUGGUCCACAGAGAUAUCAAACCUGAGAACCUCUUGUUCAAGAAGAUUCCAUUCCAUCCCCGUCCCGAAGCUGAGUACAAGAAGUCACUUCGGAAAUCAGACGAUGAACUGAAACAAGAUGAAGGAGCUUUCGUUCCCGGAGUCGGUGGUGGAUGUGUUGGUACUAUCAAGCUCGCCGAUUUUGGGUUGGCCAAGCUUCUCAGAUUUGACCCUCUCGCCUCUAAAGGCAAAGCACAGAGCAAUCUCAAAACUCCGUGUGGAACGGCAGGCUACACAGCCCCUGAAGUUAUUCAUUGUGGAGUGGAACGUAAGAGAAAGUUCCACAGCUCCACCUCCAGAAACAACUAUUAUUCCAAGUCCGUCGAUAUUUGGUCCUUGGGUUGCUUUUUGUAUACCAUCUUAUGUGGGUUCCCACCAUUUUAUGAUGACAACCAUGACAUAUUAACUCAGAAAAUUAUUACUGCAAAUUACGUGUUCCUUGAGCCAUGGUGGGAUGAGAUCGGCAAGGAUGCCAAAGACUUGAUCUCUCGCAUGUUGGUCAUCAAUCCAGAACAGCGUAUCACUAUUGAGGAAAUAUACCAGCAUCCGUGGAUGGCUGAUGCUACUCCACUAAAAGCACUGGGAUACUUCCCUGAAGUAUCCCCAGCUCGUCGCUCCCUGUCUACAAUGACUCUUUCCCUUGAGCCUCCUAAAAAGCCAGUUGUUUCGCCUGGCAAUGCUCAUAUGACUGGAGGUCUUGUCUCUCCCGGUAUUGCAAUCAAGCAAGUUUUUAGCAACCCUGCUAUGUCACAUGUCAACUUAAAGCUGUUAGCACUGCUACAACAAUCGGAUAAUGUUGAUCCACAUGAGUUGAAGUUCGACAAAGCAACCAAGUUCCAGAAUAAAGGCAAAUCAAGUUUGCCACGAACUCCAAAUCCUAUUCGCAAUGUCAACUUCAAAGAUGUAUUUGACCCCAAGAUCGGCGACGGAAGUGAUAGCGAGGUGAAUGAUGAAUUUGGUGACGAAUUCGACGAUGAUUUUGAUGAUGAAGAUGACGACGACUACAACCUGGAGUUGGAAUUGAGGUUCCUGGAAAGUGUAGAUGUCUCUGACAUUGAAACCGAAUCGCAGGAUAAAGUUGGAGGAUUAAAGUAUCUUUCGAUUUCAUCCCGGUCUUCGACCGACUCUCUGAAGCUGCAGAAUGAUGAAGAAUACGCUACGAGGUCGUCAUCUGUUAUCAGUGGCAUGAACGGUGACUAUAAGUUCACCUUGAACUUGAAUGACCUGAAUCUCUUGAGGAGACGGUCAUCGACUAAGAGUGGCCACAACCAGGUGUAG
Messenger RNA from Sungouiella intermedia, 1758 nucleotides. NCBI's taxonomy places the organism in Eukaryota, Fungi, Ascomycota, Pichiomycetes, Serinales, Metschnikowiaceae. The record is from the annotation of a GenBank genome assembly.